AUGGAACCUGUUCUACAAGUGCUCCAACAAUCACAUGUUUUACCUCCACGAGAUGAUGUAUUCUUCGAUGAUGACGAAGUCGAUGUUCUUCUCAAAGAGAUUCAUGGAGCUCUAAUCUUUGAUGUCUAUGAUGACACAAAUCCGAUCUCUGGCGCUUGUGUCUAUGAUGAGACAAUUCCGAUCUUAGGCGUUGGUGAUGGUACAUAUCUGAUUUGCGAUGAAGGCGAGAAUGCAAAUCCAGUGGAUAUCAUUAGUGAUGAAAUUUCGGCCAAUGUCUUCAUCGGCGUUCAUGAACAAGAGAUUGAGCUCAUCGGAGUUCAUGAGCUCCUAGAGAGUCGCAACACAAAUUUAUUUAGUCGUAGUGAUGAAGAUCUCUCCAACAAUGUAUGUGUUACUGUGGUUUUUGACAGCUACGAUGAUGAUCCCAUAUUUGACUUUCUUUUGGAAAAGUAUGUCCUACGAAGCUUGCUUACUAUGAGGGUCCAAUCCUCGAUACCAGGAAUUACAAAGAUCGAAGCUAUGACGUACACCACACAGCCGACAUAG
Microthlaspi erraticum is the source of this 546-nucleotide messenger RNA. NCBI's taxonomy places the organism in Eukaryota, Viridiplantae, Streptophyta, Magnoliopsida, Brassicales, Brassicaceae. The record is from the annotation of a GenBank genome assembly.